AUGUCACUUCGAGGAAUCGAGUCUUUGCUCUCAGGGCCAUUCAGGGCUCUCUCUACUUCACCAUACCCGCUUGCCAACGGCUCGGAUAGCAAGCCAAAGUAUGCCCAGCAGCAGUCACCAAUUCUCCUUGAUGAUGAAAAGGGCUUCUCCUUUGUCCGUCACAACACCCGUCCGCCAAAGCCCCGGAAAGUUGGUGUCACAGAGAUUCGGGGUUCUUACUAUUCCGUCAUGGGCAAAAGGUACCUCAAGGAUGUCUUGGAGACAAUGAGCUACAACAUCGACGGCCUCAAGUUCGGCGGUGGUUCCUUCUCCCUCUAUCCAGAGCCCCAGCUCCGCGAAUUGAUCGACCUCGCCCAUGAGCACGGCGUCUACGUCUCAACUGGUGGCUGGAUCGAGCACCUGCUAACCCAUCCCUCCCCCCACGACAUCAUAACCCGUUACCUGACCAAAUGCCGCUCCCUCGGUUUCGACGUGAUCGAAAUCUCCUCCGGCUUCCUCUCCAUUCCCGCAGAUGACUGGCUCCGCCUCGUCGACCUCGUGCACUCCGAAGGCCUGAUCGCCAAGCCCGAAAUAGGCAUCCAAUUCGGUGCCGGUGGCGACACCGACGUUGCAUCACUCGAAUCGGUCGAAGGCGGGACUUCUGGCCCCGAAAAAGUCGUCGCCCUCGGGAAGAAGUUUAUAGCGCAGUGUGGGGUGGAGAGGAUCAUGAUCGAGUCAGAAGGGAUCACGGAGAAUGUGAGGAAGUGGAGGACGGAUGUGGUGAGAGGGAUUCUGGAGGGGCUGCCAAAGGAGAAUGUCAUGUUUGAGGCGGCUGAGCCAAAGGUGUUUAAUUGGUAUGUGAGAGAGUUUGGCGCAGACGUGAAUUUGUUUGUGGAUCAUUCGCAGAUUGUGCAAUUGAGUGCUUUGAGGGAGGGCAUAUGGGGGAUGGGAGAUACUUGGGGGAGGGUUGUUUCUUUCCGGUAA
Thermochaetoides thermophila DSM 1495 is the source of this 963-nucleotide messenger RNA. RefSeq lists its product as uncharacterized. NCBI's taxonomy places the organism in Eukaryota, Fungi, Ascomycota, Sordariomycetes, Sordariales, Chaetomiaceae. The coding region runs from base 1 to 963 and encodes 320 amino acids. The record is from RefSeq and is a predicted model, not a curated record. The transcript is spliced from 4 exons.